AAGGAAAAUGUUGAAGCAAGGUGGGAUUGAUAUGAACAGUUUGAAAGUUGAUGAAGAGAGUAAGAUACAAAGAUCGCGUUGGUGAAUUCAGAAUUCCAAAAUUUAAGAUCGAAUUUGGGUUUGAAGCUUCAAAUGCUUUUGAUGAUUUUGAGCUAAAUGUGUCAUUGUACCAAAAAGCUUUCAUUGAGAUCGAUGAAGUAGGUACUGAAGCUGCAGCUGCAACUGCCUGCUGCGGAGGUGGUGGUGGCCGUCCGAAGACGAUAGAUUUCGUGGCAGAUUGAUAUCUUGCAUAUUUGCAUUAUCAUCCAUUUCUUUUCUUGAUUAGAGAAGACCGAACCAGAACUGUUUUAUUUGUUGGUCAAAUCUUCGAUCCUUCCAAAUCUUAUUAAUAAGUUUUAGCUGAAUCACUAAUUAAUUAAUUUGAGAAAAUAUCCAUAAUGAAUUUUUAUAUAAUUAAAAACAAACUUUGAUUUAAUAAUAUUUAAAUAUAUGUUAUAUUAAAAUUCUUAUUUUCUUAUUAGGUUUUAAGCUUUUAUAUAGGUCAUUGAUUUAUUAUUAGUUUUUAACUGAAUAUUUAUUAAUUUUCAUAAAACCCGUAAUGAAUUCUAUAUAUAAUAAGUCACGAGUUUUAUUUUAAUAAUAUUAAAUUAUAUAUAUAUGUUAUAUUAAAUAAUUAAUUAUAAACUAAUAUAAUAAAAUUGUGAAAAUAUAUUUAAAAAUUAAGAGAAUUCUUAUAUAUAUUGUGUUACUAUCUGAAAACAAUAAUUUUUAUUAUAAAGUUAAAAAUUAAGAUAUAAAACAAUUUAUAAUUAAAUAUUAGUUAAACAAAAAUAUUUAUAUAAAGAUAUUUUGUAAACUAUUUUUAAUAGCUCUAGUUGGUGACCAUUAGAAGAAUGAAAAAAACGAACAAAUAAAAAAUCAAGAGAAAAGUACAAAGACACUUGUAAAAAGGUAGAUGUCUCUAUAUAGAUGGUGGUAUUGGAUUUUAAACAUUUAAUUUCAAUUCAGAAUAAAACUCUGUUUAAAAUAUUAUUAGUUACCCCUUUACCAUCUGCCGACGGAGAAGCUCUUAGAUCAUCCACACUGAAUGUUAAACCUCUUCCAAUAAUGGUGUUGAAGUCUUGGAACAAAUCCACCUGGCAUUGUAAACAUUCAACAGCUGAAACUUUUUUCUAUUAUCAGUUUCGCCAUAAGGCGCAAUUGGAUUGGGAGAAAUGGUUGGACAAAUUUUUUAAUUUUUAUUUCCACCUACUAAUUCAAACUCAUUUAUUUUAUAAUAGAAUUUUAUUAAAAAAAAUAAAAAUUAUAUCAUAUUUCAUGAUUUUUAUGAUCUAUAAAUAGAUACUAUUCUCAUACCAUUUGGAUAUAGAAAACAUCAUUUUUCAUUAUAAUCAAUUAUUUUAGUGUUUUAAAAUUUUUUGUUAAAUGGAUCAUAUUUGUGUCGUUAAAAAAAAUGGAUCAUAUUUGUUUUAAUAAUAUUAAUUUUAGUAUUAUAUUUUUAAAAGUAAGGUAAGUAUAUAAAUAAAAGAGAAUUUAGAAAAUUAUGUUAUUUUAGUUUUAAUUUAAUUACAAUCAGAAAUAUUAUAAUGUGUAAUUAUUAUAUUAUAAAAGAUAAAAAUAUGAAAACGGUGGGAUAGGGUGUAAUUUUUUCAAAAAUAAAUUAUUGGAUGUGGAAUAAAUUAGGUGGAAGAGAAAGAAGAUGAUGUAAAAUAUUAAAAAGAGAAAAAUAGGAGUUGAAAAUGAAAUAGUAGUGGAAACCACUGUAUAUGGUCUUAUGUUCCUUAUUAUCCAGUCAAUAAUUAUUAGAAAAACGUUUAGAAUAGCAAUUAGAAGAUACAAAUUCUCUUCAAAGGUUUUUUGCCUUAUGAUUUCAUAUGAAACUUUUCAUACAAAAUUUGCAUUAAAAAAAUCUAUUAAAAUUUUAUACUAAUUUAUUUAUUAUUAUUUAAUAAUAUCACAAAAUUAUUUUGUAUCCAAAAAGUAAAUUAAUAUUAUUAAAAAAAAAAUAAAAAAAAAAAUAAACUUGGUUUAAACUUUUAAAAUAAUAAUAUUUCAAAUUUAAAUAUAACUAAAUAUAUUUUAUUAUUGUCAACAAAACUCUAUUUUCUCUCAUGUAAACUCUUUAAUUCCAGUGAAAUUGGAUUCAAAGGCUAACUAUUUCUCUUGAAUUGAUAAUGCAUGGAGUUUGACGUCAAAAAAAAAAAAACAAACAACAUGAUGAAGCAAUAAAAUUGUAAAACUUAUGUUGAUGGGUCAUCAUUCAGAUGAUUUGUAAUUUUAAACUUAAACAAACAAUAAUCUCAUUUCCAUCCAAAUGAUACAUUUUGACCGUGAAAAAACAUGCCGUGACAAGUAACAACAGUACAAAUUAUAAACAAAGUUCAAUUAAAUAAUUAUGUGCGUUUGUUUCAGAGAAACUCGGCAGCAAAGAAAAUGUUGAAGAAAGGUGGGAUUUAUAUGAACAGUUUGAAAGUUGAUGAAGAGAGUAAGAGAGUUAAAUAAAAUACUCCAUAUGUUUCAUUAUAAGUGUCGUUUUAGGUUUCUUCACACGGAUUAAGGAAACAAUUAAUUUAAUAUAUUUCUUAUAUAAAAACACUAUUACCUAUACACCUAACCAUAUUUUAACCAAUA
Molecule: messenger RNA, 2631 nt
Organism: Brassica rapa (field mustard)
Lineage: Eukaryota; Viridiplantae; Streptophyta; Magnoliopsida; Brassicales; Brassicaceae
Product: serpin-Z2
Molecular function (GO): serine-type endopeptidase inhibitor activity
Source: RefSeq, a predicted model, not a curated record